Molecule: messenger RNA, 1474 nt
Organism: Lutzomyia longipalpis
Lineage: Eukaryota; Metazoa; Arthropoda; Insecta; Diptera; Psychodidae
Product: retinol dehydrogenase 12-like
Exons: 4
Coding region: 369-1406 (345 amino acids)
Source: RefSeq, a predicted model, not a curated record
GAACUUGGCAUUGUGACAUAAAAUCUCAUAACAUUUAUGCUACUGUGUGCUUUUUAUUCUCGGUGUCUCCCAACAGUGACGUGAAGGAGGAAGAAGUGGCCCCUCAGGCUAAGGAUGAGCAGACCUCCGAAUGGCUGUGGAGUGAAAGUUUGAGACUUACAGAGCUUUGGGAUAGAAAUGUUUAAUUAAAGUUCAUUUAUUUGGACAAUUUAUGUUGUUUUUAAAAAUGUUUCUUUAUCAAUGAUGCGGGAAUAAUUUUUUUUAUCAGUUCUAUGGGAAUUUAUCAAUCCAAUGGUGGAAGAUUAAGGUCUUCUAUGCUACUUUUUCAUUUUCUGCGCAAUCAUUUGUGGUCUGAACAUUGAACUGUGAUGGAGUUUUUGAAUUUUUCCGAACCCUUUUCCCUGCUGCGGGAAUAUUUCCCACUGGAGCGAUUCCUUCUGGGAGCAGGAAUUGUCGCCGUGGGGAUGUACUUCAUUCGACGGUACGUUGAGGGUGGACAAUUCCGGAAGGAUCACGUGAAAAUGGAUGGGAAGGUUGUGAUUAUCACAGGAGCCAAUACAGGAAUUGGCAAGGAGACAGCUCUGGAUUUAGCAAGGAGAAAUGCAAAAAUUUACCUAGCUUGUCGUGAUCGAAAACGCUGUGAAGCUGCCCGGCAGGAGAUUAUUGCUGAGACAGGAAAUACAAAGAUCUACAAUCGUCAGCUGGAUUUGGGUAGUUUGGCAUCUGUGCGGGAAUUUGCAGAAGCAUUUGCCAAGGAGGAGAAGCAUCUGGAUGUUCUCAUCAAUAAUGCUGGAGUUUUCUAUCUGCCACACUCAAUGACUGCAGAUGGAUGCGAAAUUCACAUGCAAGUCAAUCAUUUGGGACACUUCCUGCUCACACAUUUACUCCUUGACCUUCUGCGGAAAGCUCCACAGGGGAGGGUUGUGAAUGUCUCUAGUCUUGCUUAUGGGAAUGCCAAGAUUGAUAAAGAUGAUUUGCACCUGCAGAAACCAAAGAAUUUUACCAAAUGGAAGGCCUAUGGGAAUUCCAAGCUAGCGCAAAUUCUCACAACGCAACGUUUAGCAGAGGAGCUCAAAGGGACAAACGUGACGGUUUACAGCCUCCACCCGGGAGUGAUUUACACCGAAAUUGGGCGCAAUAUGUCCAUCCCGAAGAUCUUGGAAUGGCUUCUCUAUCCCCUCAUGGUAUUCUUCAUAAAUAAAUCCCUCAAAUCAGGAGCACAGACAACUAUUUGCUGUGCUGUUGAUCCCGAUCUGGCCACAGUGUCCGGAAAGUACUUCAGUGAUUGCAAGGAGGUGAAGUACAAGAAAUUAAUGCGUCAGGCUAAAGAUGAGGACACAAAGGAUUUUAUCUGGCGAGAGAGUCUUCGUCUGGCCAAGAUUCCCAGCAAUUUUUCAUACAAAUAAUCCUCUCUUAUUAUUUUGCCGGAUUUAAUCGUUAAAAAGUCAUUAAAAAUCAUUUUUAUUAACAAGAA